UUUUUCUCAUCUAUGUACUAUCUAUGUUUUGGCCGUUUUGGCAAUUUUGUUUUUAUACGGUUUUGGUCACGGUUGUUCAAGAUCAUGAAAUGAGAAAUGAGUGAUACGAGUGUUCCGUAUCGUUACUCCGCCGAAGAAUAAAUGUAAAUCUUGUAAAUUAGUUCAGGGACGCGUAUAAUAUUUUUAUAUUAUUCUAUCGUAGCCAGACAAAACUUUUUCUAUCAGUAUUGUCAAUUCGUUCAUCGUCAAUUGUUAUUACGUCGAGGUCACUAAUCACAAGGAAGAUGUCACAACCUGGACAAAGCAGUAGAGCUUUAUCACCGUUGAUGCAGUCUGACAAUAAGCAGCAAGAGAUGGAUCAAGUAAAAAAGGAACUUCGAAGAAGAGGUUGUGAAGAAGAUACCCUGGGCACAAAUUUCAAAGAAAUGAAAACGCUUCUUGAUACAUUGGUCAUGUCGGAACAGUUGUCUAAUAGUCCAACGAAGCAGAAUAUUCCAGAGAGCACAACUGUUGAACCUGUAUCGCCUAUUGGUUUCCAAUCUUAUGCGGGUAAACUGAAAAUGGACAAUGAAAGAAAAUCCAAGAGUCCAGAAUUAUCUCUUGACGAAUCAAACAAGAGUAUGUCACAAGAAAAACAAGCUGAUGCGGAUACUGAAUCAAUAUAUUCACCGCGCAACACAAAUCCCUUCCACAAGGACAUCAAAGAAAAUGUGUCCUCAAAUAUGAAUAAAAAUCGGCGCUCAAGAACCUUCGAUCAAAAUUCUGAGAACAAAAAUGACAGUAAACGGCAAAAUCAAAGAGGAAAACAACAAAUGCGACAAGAGGAAAAGAUGCCUAUACUGAAGAUCACUAAAUGCGAUUUUGAUUAUAACCAAGACGAUGAACGCCUGACACCACGCUAUCGAUUAUCCAAUAAGCAAGCAGGACAGGUUGGCGAUAGCAUCCGGUUAAUUGAAAACAAUAAAAUUAUUUUUGAUCGACUGCGCAAUCAUCUGCUGCAAACAGCAGAAUUAUGUCACAAUCAACGCUCAAAUUCUGUCGCAUUGAAUUUCCAAUGGGGCACUGCCAUAAAGGUCGGCGAAACUAACGGAAGUUUCGAAAGGAAAAUCGUCUCGGACGAAGAAAUUCCGGAAUUCAAUGAGAAUGCGAAUCAACCGGAAACGUCAACGAGUUACAGUCUCACGGAGGACACAACACGUAGACGAAAAAGAACUACUAAUAUGACCAAAAUUUACGAAUACAAUGAUGAUGUGGAAAGCGAGGAGGAAGAAGAAGAAAAAGACAACAGUGAUGAGGAUUUUCAGAUGCGCCCCAAACGACCAAAACCUGUGCGUUCUUUAAAUAAAAAUAAAGCGACGAGCUCGAAAGUCAUUUCAAAGAAAAAAGUUGAAUCGACUGCAACAAAAAACCCAGUCAUGAGUUUGUUCGAUGAAAGGAAAUCCGAAGAUCGAACUGUAUUCGUUGAUGUUUCGGAUGAAUGUGCGAUCACUGAUGACGAAGCGUCCAAUGAACCACCAAAAAAAGUUCAGAAGAGCAACUCCGAGGAAUCUGAGCUUAUUUUUCCACGAAGAGUCUCCCCACCGAAACUGCGUCCUAAAUGGGCUGGAAUUCGAGCAAGAAAGCCAUUAAAUGACUUCCCAAGUCAGUUGAGAACAGAAAAACAGGUUGGAACCGAUAGAAAAGAAGAAAGUAACGCGUCUCAGAUCAACAAAAGCAACUUGAGUCUGAAGGACGACGAAAUUUCUGCGGUAUUGAAAGAAAACAACGAAACCGAUGAAAGCGAUGGGAUAACUCCGCUCCCAAUGGACGACCCUGAUAUUAAACCUUUGAAAACGUCUACUCGUAUGAGAAUGAUUAGCCAGCGUCUCAUCAAGAAUCAAGAAGAAGAUAAACAGAAGGAAAUGUUGCGUCUGGAACAUGAGCGAAUAAAAAAAGAAUCGAUGGAGCGCGAUAAAGUUAGACUCGUACAACAACGAAUUCGCGAAAGCAAUGAGCAGCAAAAGAAACAGGAAACCGAGAAGAGAAGGCAAGCCCAACGAGAAGAAAACUGGCGAAAUAUGAUGGCUCAAAGUACUAAGAAACAGUUUUCCGAGAGAACAGAUCUUUACCCGGACGGUCGAUCACAAAUGGAGGAAAUCCUAAAUCCUGCACAAGAAAAUAAAUUAAAUACGGAGCAAAACGACAAUGAACACUUUGAGACUGGUAACGCUCAAGAAAGCAAUGCGAAACGAGUGUCAUGUCCAAUUUGCAACAGAAGAUUUGAAGUUGAUGAAAUCGAGGCUCACGCAGGAGCUUGCGAAGAAUUCGAUUCCUGCCCGCCUGGUAUGAGCAGAUCAAGUUCACCUUCCCUCACACCACCAAGAAUAACCAGAGCUUCUCAACCGAGUAAAUCUUCAAACUUUGAAUGUGAAAUUUGCAACAAUUUCAGCACCGAAAACGGCAACGAGUUUGAAAACCAUUCUUCUCAGUGUCUCCGAAACCAAAAAUACGGGCAGCUCUUUGUCCCGGAUACUGUUGUUGAAAUACCAACUUCACCGUUGCGAACAGUCCGAACAAUCAGUCAACUAACAGAUUCGGAAAUCGACUACAAAAAUCAAUUCCAACCGAGAACUAGAAAUGUCACAAAAAGGAAAAGGCGGUUGAUCAAAGUUAGAGAAUUUGAAGGAUUCGUGCCUGGAGGAAUUUAUACGGAUCUCAUGAAUGCGAAUUUAGUACCAGAUACUUUCAAAGGAACAAACGAUGUGAAGAACCGAUGGAUUAGCAACCGGUCUGUAACUUAUACCAGAAAAUUUGAAGUUGACGAAACGAGCAUAAGAGUUUCGAGGAUUCUCCUGAAAUUUGAUGGUUUGGAUACAUUCGCAACGAUUUAUCUCAACGAACAUGAAAUUGGAAAAACUUCUAAUAUGUUUUUGCGACAUGUUUUCGACGUCAAGAGUUAUCUCCAGAUAGGAACCAAUUACUUGAACGUGACUUUCGACUCGGCCGUCAAAGUGGCCAGCAAUCUUUAUAACAAACAAUUAGCUUCGUACAAAGUACCACCAGAAUGUGUGCCUGAACAAUAUAAUGGAGAGUGUCAUGUAAACCACAUAAGAAAAAUGCAAGCGAGCUUUAGCUGGGAUUGGGGACCGGCUGUACCAUCGAUGGGAAUCUGGAAGAACGUUGAACUUUUGCCUUUUGACGAUGCUACCAUUAUCGAGACUGCUAUCGAUGUAUCGGACGAAGAAAAUUACUGGGACGUCAACGUUACUUGUCUCCUCGGUAUUAAUCCGAAAGCAUCCUCAUUGCUGACCUUGGGCUUAUCGCUGGAAAUGAACAAGGCUUAUGACUUGGAGGCAUCGAAGGAAAUAUCACCGAGUUCCGAUUCGGAUUAUCGCAGUGUUUCUCUCGUCUUACCGGUCCCAAAAGAUCAAGUGGAACUUUGGUGGCCAAACGGCUACGGUAAUCAGACUCUCUACACCUUGAAAAUCGAAUUGGGAACACCGAGUGGUUACGAGGUCCUGAGGAAACGCAUAGGCUUCAGAAAAAUCGAGCUUGUUCAAGAAAAUCUGGAUCAAGGUCGAACGUUUUACUUCAAAGUAAACUACAUGCCAAUUUUCGCUAAAGGAAGUAAUUGGAUUCCAGCGAGUAUUUAUCCCGAAUUGUCUUCGAAGAAUGAUGUUGUGAGACAUUUGUUGAGUUCAGCGAGGGACGUCGAUAUGAACAUGCUGAGAGUUUGGGGCGGUGGAUAUUACGAGUCCGAUUUUUUUUACGACCUCGCUGACGAGUACGGAAUAAUGAUUUGGCAAGAUUUCAUGUUCGCUUGUGCGAUGUAUCCGACGAAUGCUGAAUUUUUGGACUCUGUGAGAGAAGAAGUUCGACAAAAUGUACUACGACUGAAACACCAUCCGAGCAUUGUUAUCUGGGCUGGAAACAACGAGAAUGAGGCUGCAAUAUUCGGCAAUUGGUACGGAACUGGAAAGGCUCCGAUUUACAAAAAAGAUUAUGUCAAACUUUACGUAAACGUGAUUAAAGAAGAAGUGGAAAAACUCGAUCCCCGCAGACCGUUCGUCGUCUCCAGUCCGAGCGACGGCUCCUGGACAGAUGACAACGGUUUUAUCGGACCUGAUCCCUACUCCAAUCUUUAUGGCGAUGUUCAUUACUACAACUACUUACGCAACGGUUGGAACAUAAAUCAGUACCCGAUACCGAGAUUCGCAUCGGAAUAUGGAUUUCAAUCGAUACCGGCAAUCGAGACUCUCGAAACCGUGACUGUUGGGAUGGACGAUUUGACAUACGGUUCAGACUUUCUUCAGCACCGUCAGCAUUUACCGGCUGGCUGGUUUUUCAUGAAAUCGAUGAUUGCGAAAAAUUUGAAAAUACCUGAAACCAACGACCCUCAUCGAGACUUCCGAGACUUCAUAUACCUCAGUCAAAUAAAUCAAGCCGUUUCGACGAAAAUUGAAACCGAAUCUUAUCGUCAAAUGCGCAGUAGCUUAAACGAAUUGGGAGAAGGUUACACAAUGGGAGCUUUAUAUUGGCAAUUGAACGAUGUUUGGCAAGCUCCAUCAUGGUCGUCUAUAGAUUUCGGAGGAAAUUGGAAAAUGCUUCACUACUAUGCCAAGGAUUUUUUCGCCCCAAUAAUUAUUUCGCCGCGUCUCUCGUAUGCAAAAGAUUUAACGAUUUAUAUCGUGUCCGACAGAUUGCUCACCGUUACUGGUUGUUCGUUGGAUUUGAAUAUUCACCAUUAUAAUUCAUCUGUGCCAGUCUACACGAUGAAUUUCAUGGAUGUUGAAAUAGCUGCGAAUAGUGCACAAGCUUUCAGAACGUUUUGGCUCACGGAGUUGCUGAAAUCAGCAUCCUGCGGUGUUGCUGAAGAAGCGACUAACAAUUGCUUCGUCGAGCUCGUUCUCUGGGACGAAAAAGGACGAUUGAUCGCACCGAGAAAUUACGUUUUUCCUGGUGUAUUGAAAAACGUCAAUUUAUCCAAUACAACUGUCAGAAUGGGCACGACUAUCGCAUCCAUACCCGGCAAGUUAUCCAACUAUUUGGAUUACGAAUUCGAGGUCGAAUCUGAAGGUGUAGCACUUUUUGUUUGGCUUCAGCUGCCCAGGAUGCAGGGUCGAUUCUCUGAAAAUGGAUUUCAUCUGAUGAACGAAAAGAAAAAAAUUAUAUUCCAUGCAAGCGAGGCUAUUACGUCCGACGAUUUAAUCAACGAAAUAGAAAUCAUGAGUCUUUCACAAAUAUAUAACCCAAAUCGUUAAUCUCUCAAUUAAAUUCUCAAAUUAAUAAAAACAACAAAAAACUGCGUUGAAUCGUA
Molecule: messenger RNA, 5296 nt
Organism: Venturia canescens
Lineage: Eukaryota; Metazoa; Arthropoda; Insecta; Hymenoptera; Ichneumonidae
Gene: beta-Man
Product: beta-mannosidase
Exons: 17
Coding region: 285-5240 (1651 amino acids)
Biological process (GO): carbohydrate metabolic process; glycoprotein catabolic process
Molecular function (GO): beta-mannosidase activity
Source: RefSeq, a predicted model, not a curated record